GUUUUAAAAAGUAAGUUACAAAAAAAAUAUUUUAACUGCUAAGUUUUCUUUGAAUAAUUUAUUUAAUGGUGUAUCUAAUGGAAAAUAGGAAACAUGAGAUAUGACGUCAGUGUGUAGAAUCAUCAUACUUCAUACACACUAACAGUUGUUUUAUUCUAAAAUUUGUGCAUUGUUUAUAGUUUGGCAUUUUCAAUAUUCAGCCGUUGGAGAUUUUUACCAGUUAAUAUAUUAUUGAGGACAGGUGGAUUCAAAUUAUCACACAAUUGCCGCCAUUCCUGUUUGAAAAGACUGAAGCUCGAUACAGAUAUAUCUAUGGAUUUGAGAAAUGAAAUUGCAAAUAGAGGGGAAAAUAGACGAGAAGUGAGAAACAUCCAACAAAAUAUUAAUUACGAUGCAGAUUCUGAAGAUGAUGAUGACGAUGAAGAUAAUGAAAAUAAUAAUAUAGAUGUAAAUGAAUAUGAUGAUGAAAGUGAAGACGAAGAUGAACCUGAAGCUGAAGAUCAAAAUGUUUAUGAUGAUGGGGAAGAGGUGGAAGACGAAGAAUAUCUAGAAGCGGAAGAUGAAGAUGAAGAUUUGGCAAAUGAAGAAGUAGAAAGAGGAAUAGUUAUUGAAGUAGAAGAAGAUGAAAUAUUACAAGAAGUAGAACAACGACAACAAGAUCAACAACAGCAGCAAGGACAAGUAAAUAAUGAUGAUAACGACGAUGAUGAUGAUGUGCAUGAUGAUAACAAUGAUGACGAAGAUGAUAUUGACUUGCAGACAGAUGAGGAAGUGGAAAGAGAUAAUCGUCCAGAAAGAACGUUAUUCCAAGGUCUUAGAAUCGUUGGAAUGAGAGCACCUUUAAGACACAAAGAAAAUAUAAGAGCGAUUGAUCAUUGUCUUAUUGCUUUAGCUCAAUCAAUUAAAAAUCAUUAUACUUAUGAAAGCCUAUUAAAUCAUUUAAAAUGGAUAAAAGAUUCAUUUCAAUUUAUUAAUAUUCCAACAUCAAAAAAAUCACUAUGGAAAAUGUUAGGUAGAAAUAAAUCGAAUCUAAUUUAUCGUUUGUACUGUGCGGCUUGUCACGAUAAAAUAGGUAAGAGCAAGAUAGUAGUUAAAAACUGCACUUGCCGCAAAUGUGGUCCUGAACUGGAUAGAACAAAUGUAGCAACAUUUAUACAAGUAAAAUUGUAUUCACAGUUGCGCGAUAUUUUAAGAAUACCCAACAUAGCAGAUAAGUUACAAUACAAACAGAGCAGAGUAAAACGGGACAUGCAUGCUAUAGAAGAUGUUUUUGAUGGUACAGGAUAUGUUGAUUUAAGUAGACGUGGAAAAUUUUUGCAUAAUAAUUUAAAUUUAACCUUAACAUUAUGGACAGAUGGAAUGAAAUUAACAAAGUCAUCUCGAGCAACUACAUAUCCAAUUGUAUUUCAAAUAAACGAGUUGUCUCCACAUGCUCGAAAGAAAUAUUCUGAAACCUAUCGUUUUAGAACUAGCUACUUUACACGACCAAGGAAUCGCUUGGACACCCAAUGGACAAAAUGAAUUAGUAAGCAAAGUUAUUGUAUCCAUUUUUACAGCUGAUUCGGUUGCAAGACCGAAAGUUUUGCGAAUGAAGAAAUACAAUGGAAAAUAUGGCUGUACAUUGUGCUAUGCUCCUGGUG
Messenger RNA from Leptopilina heterotoma, 1640 nucleotides. RefSeq names its product homeobox protein 12-like. The transcript is spliced from 4 exons. Lineage: Eukaryota; Metazoa; Arthropoda; Insecta; Hymenoptera; Figitidae. The record is from RefSeq and is a predicted model, not a curated record. Bases 313 to 1521 code for a protein of 402 amino acids.